AUGUUCAGAAAUCAGUAUCAGGGUGGCCCAUUUGUUGAAAUAUUCAGUGCUCAAGGCAAGAACCCAGGCGCAAAAUGGAAAUUUUUUGGCAAUCCAUCAGCUAUAUGGAAAGAAUAUGAUAAAGAAGUAAAAGGCUUUGUUUUUGUACUUGAAGGAAGCAGUCAAGUCAACAAAAUGCAGCUACCAAAGGAAAUUAAGCAAACUUUGGGACUGAUCCAGCAAUUUCUGACACUUCAGAUUUUUGUGCCGCUGGGACAAGACUUCUCCACUGAGUUACUGAUAACUGAUUUAGGAAAUAUUAAAAGAAGAUUGUAUUUAUCAACAGUCCACAAGGAGUUGUCUGUAACCCCUCUGCAUGCAAAAAUUCCUCUGUUUAUGAUCAAGCGCAAAAUAUGGUGCAAUAUGUGUAUUGACUUGGUAGCAUUCACCAGUGAAAUAUUCAGAGGAGCUGUCUUCCAGUCUUUGGAUGGAAUUAUUAUUUCAGCUAACUGUAAACUGAGAAAGAUCUUCACUUUAAAAUCCAAGCCACAAGAUACAACUGAGGAAGAUGAUAUGUGUGUUGUUCCACAUAUGCCAUCUGAACCCAUAGAUGUUAUUCCUCGAAUCUGCCAGCUGAAUACAGAUGUGCCACAAGUUACACAAUUGCUGAACCUCACUAAAAUUCACCAGACAGAAAUAAAAUACAGGAGAUAUCCAGUAACAGUGCAAGAAGCAGGUAACUUGGGUAAUAGAGGACAAGGCAAUAUACGCAGCAGUAAAACUCAGGAUGUAUCACAUAUUGCAUUUGGAUCAAAGAUCCUUGGGCCACCUCCAUCUUCAAACAGAAGAGCUGGUACAAAGGUAUUUGGAAAAGUAACAAAGACCUGCAGUAGCAAAAGUAAUAGAUCACGCCGACUUCGAAGUUCAGGAAAGGGAACUGAAGCUGUACAAGACACUGAGAGACUGGAGCUAUCGUUCUCACCACACAAUGAUCCUGUAGAUCAAGGAGGCAAAAGAAAUACUCACCAAACAACUGAAGAUGUAUGUCAAAAUGACCCUGCAAUUCAGAGUCAGAAAACCUCUGAGAGUGGAAGAGCAGAUUUUCGGCUCGCCUCACCACAAGGACCAUCAGCAGACAAGAACAGUCAUAGACCAUUAUCUGCAAAAAAUGCAACGAAAAGCACAUGGGAGAGAACCAGUGAUGAACGGUUGUUUCCAGAAAGUUUGACUGAGAGUAUUCAGUUGGAUUGGAGUGAGCAGUUCGUAGCUACUGAAGAUUCAGCCUGCCAUAAUUUAGCAUCACCACAGAAUGCCUCUGACCAUCACAGCAAUGAAACAGGCAAUCACCAAGUGAAUAAUAAAGAGAUUUUCACAUUUUCAUCAAGACCUCGAUCAGCUCCUCAUGGGAAGUCUCCAAACAUGUCACCAGAAUCUUGCAUUUUCCCUUUGGAUCUGAAGCAAGACAGUACCAGCGUACAUGGGAAAACUCAAAUUGAAGAUAACUUUCAAGGAGCUGACAGCAGUAAGGAGGAUGACAACAAUGAACUCAUCCAGGGUACUGAGAACCUUGAGAUCAACCACAGCAGGCAAGGAACAUCUGAUUCAGCAGUUUUUAAAGAGAUCCCAUCAAAGAGGGCGUCAUGGACAGAUGAAUACUGGAAGAAUAAGGGACACAGCAAACAUAACCUCGAAGAGACCAUCUUACCAAAAGCACAGAAUUCCACUGUGAGAAAAACAGAUUCUGUUAGCUCUCAAAUAAGCUUACAGCCUCCCCUUUCUCUUUCUCCAACUAGAAGUAAAUCUGAAUCCUUUAAAGUAAUUCCAAAUGGAUCUGAAAAAAGUGAAAGAUCUGAAGUUUCCAGUCAAUUAAAAAGGUCCAUCAGUAAAAAGUCUCUGAAUAAAAUCUCAAGAGAAACUUCAUGUCUGACAACACAGACUUGUGAUUAUGACUGGAAAAACUACCAGACAAAUAAACUGAGUUCAACUGAACUAGAGAUGCUGGCUAGCAUGAAGAGACAACAAAAUGAAGAAUUAAGGGAUUCUGUGAUCUCACAUGGGCUGAGUGCAUCACAGAUAGACAACUAUAAUGUUAGCUUAAGUACAAGCAGUGAUGGUACAGCAACCUGGAACUCUUGUUUCCCACCACCCAUCAGUCAGGAGCAUCACUAUCAGAAAGAAAUGAGCUUACUUUUUCAUUCUAACCCACGGGACUUGUUGGACAUGUUCAGUCCUCCCAUCAUUCCUGGAAGCCACCAACAGGAGGAACACACUAAAUCUUCAACAAAACAGAGUAUUCCAGGUGAAGAUGACUGCAAUGCUGAAGAAGAUGAGAAAGUUUUGACUCUUUUGUAUGAUCCAUGUCUGAACUGUUACUUUGAUCCAAAUUCUGGAAAGUACUAUGAAUUGGCAUAG
Molecule: messenger RNA, 2391 nt
Organism: Antrostomus carolinensis (chuck-will's-widow)
Lineage: Eukaryota; Metazoa; Chordata; Aves; Caprimulgiformes; Caprimulgidae
Gene: CFAP20DC
Product: CFAP20 domain containing
Exons: 17
Coding region: 1-2391 (796 amino acids)
Source: RefSeq, a predicted model, not a curated record